Messenger RNA from Diceros bicornis minor, 4253 nucleotides. It is a transcript of the gene FECH, whose product is annotated as ferrochelatase. The record is from RefSeq and is a predicted model, not a curated record. Gene Ontology annotation, molecular function: protoporphyrin ferrochelatase activity. Gene Ontology annotation, biological process: heme biosynthetic process. The transcript is spliced from 11 exons. NCBI's taxonomy places the organism in Eukaryota, Metazoa, Chordata, Mammalia, Perissodactyla, Rhinocerotidae. Bases 121 to 1392 code for a protein of 423 amino acids.
CGCGAGAUAAGGCGGCGUGGGGUGCCGUGGGGGUGCUCUGCGGCUGGGCGCUGGCGGGGCCCACUCCUGAGCGCGCCGCCGCGGGAGGAACCCGGGUCCCGGGCCGAGGCUGCUCGGGGAAUGUUUUCAGUAGGUACCGACAUGGCUGCGGCCUUGAGAUCUGCCGGCGCCCUGCUCCGCGAUCGGCUGGUACAAAGCAGCUCAAGGGCCCGUCAGCCAUGGAGGUGCCAGUUGAAUAUGGCCACAGCAGCAGCCGCCACAGAAACAGCCCAACCUGCCAGAAGCCCACAACCGCAAGUUCAACCAGGGAAGAGAAAGCCGAAAACUGGAAUAUUAAUGCUAAACAUGGGAGGCCCUGAAACCCUUGGAGAAGUUCAUGACUUCCUUCUGAGGCUCUUCUUGGACCGAGACCUCAUGACACUUCCUAUUCAAAAUAAGCUGGCACCAAUCAUCGCCAAACGCCGAACCCCCAAAAUUCAGGAGCAGUACCGCAGAAUCGGAGGCGGAUCCCCCAUCAAGAUGUGGACUUCCAAGCAAGGAGAAGGCAUGGUGAAGCUGCUAGAUGAGUUGUCCCCGCACACAGCCCCUCACAAAUACUAUAUUGGAUUCCGGUAUGUCCAUCCUUUAACAGAAGAAGCAAUUGAAGAGAUGGAGAGAGAUGGGCUUGAAAGGGCUAUUGCUUUCACACAGUAUCCACAGUACAGCUGCUCUACCACAGGCAGCAGCUUAAAUGCCAUUUACAGAUACUAUAAUGAAGUGGGAAAGAAGCCUACGAUGAAGUGGAGCACUAUUGACAGGUGGCCCACACAUCCCCUUCUCAUUCAGUGCUUUGCAGACCACAUUCUGAAAGAACUGGACCGUUUUCCACUUGAGAAGAGAAGCGAGGUGGUCAUUCUUUUUUCUGCUCACUCACUGCCAAUGUCUGUGGUCAACAGAGGGGAUCCCUAUCCUCAGGAGGUGGGCGCCACUGUCCAGAGAGUCAUGGAUAAGCUGGGUUACUCCAACCCCUACCGACUGGUUUGGCAGUCCAAGGUUGGUCCGAUGCGCUGGCUAGGUCCUCAAACAGAUGAGACUAUCAAAGGGCUUUGUGAGAGGGGGAGGAAGAAUAUCCUUUUGGUUCCAAUCGCUUUUACCAGCGAUCACAUUGAAACACUGUAUGAACUGGAUAUCGAGUACUCGCAAGUUCUAGCCAAAGAGUGUGGAGUUGAAAACAUCAGAAGAGCAGAGUCUCUUAAUGGAAAUCCAUUGUUCUCUAAGGCCCUGGCAGAUUUGGUACACUCGCACAUCCAGUCCAACGAGCUGUGCUCCAAGCAGUUGACUCUGAGCUGUCCGCUCUGCAUAAAUCCUGUCUGCAGGCAAACUAAAUCCUUCUUCACCAGCCAGCAGCUGUGACCCCGCAAAGGACCCGUGGGAUUAGGCAAAUGCUGGACCUCCAGAUACCUCCAAUACAGAGGAGGACGUAUUUAGAGACCAAGGAGGGAAGUGAUAUUAGUGUAUGUACAGCCUUUGGACACAAAUUAUGUGAUUUCUUGAGGAACAGACUCUGACAUCCUUAUUAAGGGUUUUCUGUUUUUAUAUACCAAAACAGUAAGCAUUAUAUCCCUCACUCUGGGUGAAGUGACUAGCUUGGAAUGUCCACUAGGCUAUUUAAAAAAUGAGUUUUAAAAAUUUAUCUUAUGAAAUACGUAUUUUAAAUAUACAUUUUGGUUUUAUUGCGCAGAAAACCUUCUGCGAGGGUACAGAGAGUCCCCUCUCUGGGCUGACAGUGUGAAUGAGAUCUGUUUACAAUCUCAUACAUUUAGUUGUUUUUUUACGUGAACGUAGUUGAAUAAGUGAAGUAUAAGUUGAAGAGGAAAUGUUACCGAAUCUUUCCGUGAGCCGCGGGUGGCAGAAUGCCGGCGAGCGGCGCAGGUGCUUACAGUGGUGCUUCUGCCAGUGCUGUCAUGCUAAUUGGUCAUUUUGGUACUUGUGUGUGAACCUCACUUUCCUCACCACACAACCAAACCAAGUACAGGUUCCAAGAGUACUUUGAGAUUACCCCGACACACAAGGCUAAGAAACGUGUAGAAACCCAGUGCGUCGUCCACGCCUUGGUGGGAAUCUGGAGCCGCAGGAAAGGGGCUCCGGCUGCUUGCUGUCUCCCAGGACAGCAGUCCGGGGAACGCUAACCGUGGACUUCAUCUUUAACGCUCCUCCCCGGGACCCAGCGAGCCUUCCAUUGAGCAUCUUCCUUAUUUUGGGUGAAUGUCUCCUUUCUGCAUAUUUGUUUGAAUUAUUUUAUAAAAUUAACUGUGUUUUGUAAGCUUGAAUUCUUCCUUCAUUUAUAACUUUUUAUUACAAAAAUUAUGUAACAUGCUAUAGGAACUUUGAAAAAUAGAGAAAAGACAGCUAACCACUCAACUGCAAUAGCCAUUAAUCAUAUUGUAUUUCAUGUCAGUCUUUUACUUUCCUGUGGAUAUUUUUAAUGCCAUUGUAAUCUUGAAUUUUUGAGUGAAAAGUUGUUCUAAAAAUGUGAAAGUAAUAUAGGAUCAGAAUCUGAUCUUCUAUACUUGGAUUUAAAUGGAUUAAAAAGUCUCUGAUGGAUCCAUAAUGAAUUUGUAAUGGUUGCUUUCUCUUUCCUCAUUGCCUAAAACUUUGUUCUUCAAAAGAGCAUUUCUUUGAUUUUUUUAAAGCCAGUUCAUAGAGUGGAAGUAUUAGAGGACUCAUAGAUCUUCUAUAUUCAGAUUUACUAUGUUAAUAAAUAUUAUGACAUCAUUAAGGUUUUAACCCAUUUGAUUCAUGCUCUCGGUUAAAAAAAUGCUAAUCUAAAUCGUUAAUAAUCAAAAUUAUUAAAUAGGAAUUUACUUUGUAAUACAGGAAAAGAACUGUGCCAUCCACUUUAGUUAAUAGUUUUCCUACACUGAUAAUGGCUCUGAAAUUUGAGAAGCAUCUACAUUUUUUUUUCCAGAUUGGUUUUCCUGUUAGUAGAUUGUGUUUCCAGAGAAAGGUACAAGGCAUAGAUGGUUGUUUAGAAUUUUCCUCUAUCCAUUUCUAUCAGCUUUUUGGCAAUUAGGUUCAAGGUAGACUUUGAGUGACUGUCCCACAGUGAGGUGGGUUCUCUGGUGUGGCACUGGAAGGCAGGUUAUGCUUGCAGCUGUUGUCCUUCCUUCUGGAAAUUUGCUGAGGGCUUCCUUCACUUCAACUGCUUUAGAGUUGAAUAUACAUUAUUAUGGAGAAGUUGCAGAAAACUCCAAUUCAGGAGCUUUUGCUAGGGUAUCUGCUAAGGAAACUUUCCAAUGAACAGUGACUGAGCUGUCUGGAAUAAUAUCCUUGAUUCUGAGUUGGGACCAGACCAGCCUUUUAGAGAGAGGCAAAAGGGGAUUUAUUGGGAUGACUGUCCAUGACAUUUGUUGUUCUAAGAAGUGUUACCUCUGACUGUUAUUAACCAAAGAUGGGAAAGGGACAAAAUCAACGAGUGCUCUUUUUAGAGCUAGUGGUUUUUGAGAAUUGUUACCCUAUUUGUGGACUUUGAAAUACAAAUGUUGCCCUGGUCGUUAGCUCUGCUCUGCUGGCCGUUUCCUCAAGCUGCGCUUGGACAGACCUGGCUUUACCUGAUGAAUCUACUUAUAGAGACAACUUGCAGGAGCUGUGAUGAUGAGGAAGUUUAGCUUGCCAGGGUUACUAUGAGGCCCAGGUCCCUAGAUGAAUCGCACAGAAGGAGGGAACUCUUCCCUUUAAAUAUAUGUCAGUGGCUUGUUGGUGCUGACUAAAUAGUAAAUAUCCAUGACUUUUCCUGAUAAUACCUCAGAGUACACAGUCCUUGCUCAAGUAAUCCCAUAAGCAGAAUGUAACAUUUCUCUAGGAUUCUGCUCAAUUUUUCUUUAUGGCUGAAAUUAUUUGGACAAUGAUGGUUCUGUAGGUAUGAAGAGAAGGUGGAUUUUCUGCUCCAAGUGGCCCAAACUCAGCCUGUCAGAAGGCACAUUAUAUUAAACCUACAUUUACAUUAGGCCAUUUACGUGUUCAGCUGAUUUUAAACAUACAUUUUUCCUUUCUUUUUCUUCUUGAUUUCAGGGAAAAUACUCUGAUUUGUUGAGAUGAAUCUCAGAAUAAAGUUGCUGCAUUUUUUUUCCCCUCAGCUACCUGUUCUCAUGAUCUGGGUAUUUAAUUCAAGAAACCCUAAUUUAAGGUAUUUUAAAUUUAAGGUAUUUUAAACCUUAAUUUAAGAGAUCUUUUGCUCAAUGUGAUGUCAUUGUGUUAAUCAAAAACAUGUUAUU